This is a messenger RNA of Carassius carassius (crucian carp), 4990 nucleotides long. Its product is annotated as PDZ domain-containing protein 8-like. The transcript is spliced from 5 exons. Gene Ontology annotation, cellular component: mitochondria-associated endoplasmic reticulum membrane contact site. Gene Ontology annotation, molecular function: lipid binding; protein binding. Bases 223 to 3759 code for a protein of 1178 amino acids. Gene Ontology annotation, biological process: mitochondrial calcium ion homeostasis. The record is from RefSeq and is a predicted model, not a curated record. NCBI's taxonomy places the organism in Eukaryota, Metazoa, Chordata, Actinopteri, Cypriniformes, Cyprinidae.
CCAUUCGGUCGCUGGUCGGCAGAUGCCGUCAUGACGCAGGACUUCCAGCGCGUUGACGCGAUGUUACGUUCCACCAAUCAGCGGCAGUUUCCGAAGCCACGGAAAGGAGCAGAUGAUAUGGCAGCUUUGUGAGCGGCCAGGUGGAACUCGCUUUUGUUUAAUCGGGCUGACAGCGGAACAUGAGUACACUUUAACCCGCACGCCGCAGCGGGGGAUCCGAAGAUGAUAUACCUGAUAUUAAUCUCUGCCUUCUCCGGGGCCAUCGUCACGCUUCUUCUGCAGCUCUUACUGUUGUACCGGAGGAGCCCCGAGCCUAUCGCUAGGACAGUUCAGUAUGUCAAUGCAGUUCCCGAUCCCGCACUGAAGGAUUACUUUAGCAACCAACAAGCCGAAUCAACGCAGCAACAAUCAGAUAUCGCAUUGUCUGCCUCCAAACCAGAGGCCGCUUCCCCGAAGCACCACGAAACCACCGUCCCCGGCAGCAGCCCCAAACAGCAGCCGUCCUCGCCACCGCCUUCGCUGAGCGACUCUCAGCACACCUCCAAAACAGAGACAUGCGAUUUCCUCAAUGCCAUAUUUCUGUUCCUAUUCCGCGAGCUCAGAGACACCCCAGUCAUCAAACACUGGAUCACCAAAAAGAUCAAGGUAGAGUUUGAGGAGCUCCUACUGACCAAGACCGCCGGGCGUCUGCUGGAGGGGCUCAGUCUGCGGGAUAUCUCUCUGGGCAACUCCGUGCCCGUCUUCAAAACAGCAAGACUCAUGAAGCCAGUGGCUCUCAAUGAAGACAACAUGCCAGAGGAGCUCAAUUUCGAGGUUGACUUAGAAUACAAUGGCGGCUUUCAUCUGGCCAUUGAUGUAGAUUUAGUAUUCGGGAAAUCGGCUUAUCUCUUUGUGAAGAUGACCCGGGUGGCCGGCCGCCUGAAGCUGCAGUUUACCCGCAUGCCUUUCACGCACUGGUCCUUCUCCUUCCUGGAGGACCCGAUCAUAGACUUCGAGGUGAAGUCUCAGUUUGAGGGCCGUCCUCUGCCCCAGCUCACCUCCAUCAUAGUCAAUCAGCUCAAGAGAGUUAUCAAGAAGAAGCACACCUUACCAAACUACAAAAUAAGGUACAAGCCCUUUUUUCCUUUCCAAGUGCAGCCACCGCUGGCAUCAUCAUGUGACCUGGACAUCUCCAUCCGAGAGACUCUAUUGGUGGAGGGGCGUCUACGUGUCACACUUGUUGAAUGUAGCAGGUUGUUUAUCCUGGGCUCAUAUGAAAGGGAGACAUAUGUUCACUGCACCUUAGAACUCAGUUCUGAUGAAUGGCGGGAAAAAACUCGCAGCUCCAUCAAAGAGACUGAGGUGAUCAAAGGACCAUCUGGGAGCGUGGGAAUGACGUUCAGGCAUGUCCCUGCCAGUGAUGGUGACACGGUGCAUGUAAGCAUAGAGACUGUCACCCCAAACUCCCCAGCUGCCCUGGCAGACUUACAGAGAGGAGAUCGCCUCAUUGCUAUUGGAGGAGUCAAAGUGACGUCCUCUGUCCAAGUGCCGAAGCUGCUAAAACAAGCUGGAGAUAGAGUGAUAGUUUUAUAUGAGAGGCCGGUCCGGCACCAGGUGCCUACCGUGGGCUUGGGGAUGCUCCAAGAAACCCUAGGCCCAAUGGAGGAACCCAGUUAUCUUCAUCAUCCUGGGGGCUACGAGGAGGACCCAGCCCCGAUAACCACCAUGGACAUAUCUGAUAACAGAGACAAUGACUCUGAGUUUGAGGAGCUAAUCGUUGAGUCCAAAUCAACUGCAGCUCCAGUCACUGUUGACACUAAGGAGGAUUUCCUGCUCUCUGUAAACCAAAGUCCAAAAAAAACUGUGGCCAACUUGGCCAAGCCCCUUGGUUCCAUCUCACCAGUUCUCAACCGCAGACUGAAUCUUCAGUCCCCACUCAAACCCCAGCCCAAAGAAUCACCAAAGGCACCAACUCUCAAGGCUGCUGAACCUUCUGAACCACCACAGAGACCAAUGGUGCCCCCUCCUCCACCACCUGCACGCCCUCCUGUCCCUCCCAGGCCCCAUAUAAAAGUCACAUCUGCGUCUUCAGAAACCCAGAGCUUGUUUGAAUGUAAUGAACCUGUGGUGGAAAAAAGUCCAGAGAAAACACAACCCACUGCUGGCAGUGGUGACAAAACCGUAGAGAAAAUCCCUGUGAGGUCACCAGAGCCAAAGCCUGUGAGCAAACACCCAGAGCUUGCAGAAGAAAUCCCAAAUAUUCCAGCCACAAACAAGCGAGAUUCAGCCAAAGACAAGGUAUACGAGAGCUCCUCCAACACUAGAGACAGUGUCGAUGAGCAGGGUCUCUGGGAAUCAUCUGAAAUCAUUUACCGCAGCAGAGCUGCCCGCUGGAACAAAGCCUCUGUGAUCUUUGAGGUGGAAAGCCACUACAAAUUCCUUAAUGUAGCGCUUUGGUGCAAGGACCCCUUCAAGCUUGGUAGUCUCUUGUGCUUAGGGCACGUCAGCUUGCGCUUGGAACACAUAGCACUGGAAUGCUUAGCUACAUCAUCUGCUGAAUAUCAGAGCACCUUUCGUCUAUGUGCUCCUGAACCAAGGGCCAGCGUCAGCCGUACUGCUUUGCGCAGCUUGAGCACUCACAAAGGUUUCAAUGAGAAACUCUGUUAUGGAGAUGUUACACUCAACUUCACUUACCUUGCAGAUGGGGAGUCAGACCUCUCCAGUGGAUUGGUAGAACGUGAGCGGGAUGGGAGUCUUCAGGAAGAGCACUUAAAAGACCGGGAAAAGGAACGGGAGCAGGUACUCAUGGCAACCCGGGAUGAACCAAGUUACAGCGGCAUGCAGUUUGGAGAUAUGCGGCACAAUUUUCAAGACACUCAGUUCCAGAAUCCCACUUAUUGCGAUUAUUGCAAGAAGAAGGUGUGGACCAAGGCUGCCUCACAGUGCAUGACCUGUUCUUAUGUCUGUCACAAGAAGUGUCAGGAGAAGUGUCUAACAGAGUUUCCUAAAUGCGUAGCUGCCUCAGUCCGACGUGGAGCAGAUCCUGAGGCCAAGUCUACCAUCAAUCGGGCAACUACUGGCCUUACACGUCACAUUAUCAAUACUAGCUCUCGACUCCUCAAUCUGAGGCAGGUGCCCAAAGCCAGACUUGCAGAACAGGUUGCAGAAAUAGGAUCAGGACCGGUGGAGCCUUCUCCAAAACAGACACCUAACACAUCUGACAAUGAGAGCAGUGACACAGAGACCUAUACUGGGGCCAGUCCUUCCAAGCAGCCACCUGGUAGUAGUGGCUCCAAACUGGUGCGCAAGGAAGGUGGGCUGGAUGACAGCGUCUUCAUUGCCGUCAAAGAGAUUGGUCGAGAUCUUUACCGUGGCCUCCCAACAGAUGAGCGUUCACAUAAACUGGAGUUGAUGUUGGACAAGUUGCAGCAGGAGAUUGACCAGGAGCUGGAGCAUAACAACACUUUGAGUGUGGAAGAGCGAGAAACGAUUGAUUCCCGGCACAAGGCCCUCAUCUCAGCAGCUCUGGCCAAGUCCGGUGAACGACUCCAAGCGUUGACUCUGCUCAUGAUUCACUACCGUGCUGGCAUCGAAGACCUAGAGUCUGUAGAUAGCACCUCACCAUCUGAACAGCAUGGCUUUCCAAAGACCAAAACAGAGGGUCUGGAGGAGUCGCUGAUGGGCACAGAAGUGUACGACAGUGACAUAUGCAGUCCUGUUGGUGUUCAGAUGCUGGAUGAGAUUACAGAUGAGCAGAUCUGUGUAGAGGCAUUACCGUAAAGAUGAUAAAAGGCAUCAGGGGCUUGGGAUUCAAGAACAAAUACUUUUUCUCAAGUAUGACUUGUGAGGUUUGCAAAAGUAUUCCUAAAGAUGUACUGUCAAUUGUGGAAUUUUGUGAGAGUGUCAGUAGUUUAACAAUUUCUUUUUCUUUUCUUUUUUCAUAAAUACCCCCCCCCCCAUCUUUAGUUAUUAGUUACUGUUUUAGAGGACAGAACCAUCAGUCUGUAGACUUUUGUUAGUAUUACAUCAAAUAGUUGAACGUGAGUUCCCAUAACAUGAUCAAUCCAAGUUUUAACUGCCUUACCUGAAAGGUGCAGUAAAAUAUUUUUUUACAUAAGCUUAAGUAGGGAGAGGUGUGUGCUUGAAGCAAGAUGAGCUUGAAUACAUAUUUUUAUUUUAACUUUGUGUAUUGGUAGAGACUGAAUUAUAUACAUGUAUGCUCUUAGUUAUGCUCAUGGUUGGAAAUAUAUCUUGUCCAUUGUGUUUUAAGCUUCAAGCCCCUCACUACAAAAUGUUGGAUUAUAUCCUGAAUAACAGUCCAUAGAACCUGAUGCCAUUCCUAACCAACAUUUUUUUCUCUGAUAAGCACCUUUUGUUCCUAAUUGUUAUUAAUUUUAAAGCAUAAUUUCUUUAAUGUUCAUGUUUUAUUUUUUUAAUGUUUAAUGUUGAACUGAGAGGGAAUCAUCAUAGGACAAAUAAUCUUGAAGUUAUUAUUCUACUGGGGACCAUUCUUUGUCUAAUUUAAAUUUGUCACAAAGCCAGUGUGACUUUAUUUUUGUUUUGUUUUUUUGAGGGAAGUAUAUUUAUAUUGCAUAUGUGUGUUUCAUAAUAUGUUUCUAAUAAUUGUCAUUAUAUAAUCUCACAAUUCAUUUUAGCCUUUAUGAGUUCUAAAAUGCUGGCGAUUUUUCUCAAACCAGUUUGUAUACUUUUGUUAUCCACCAUCAGUUGGUCCGGGUGAAUGGUUAUGUAUGUGUGAAUAUUUCAGCCUGUUAGUUUUUGGUUUGAUUUAUGUAUUGGAAUGUGUAAUUUUGAUUAUCAUGCAAGCAAACUUUCAGUAUGUCUAACAUCUGUGUGCGUUCGCAUGCAUUGUUGUCAUUGAGAGUUGAUUUUACAUGUGUACUAAUGAAUUUAUCUCCUAAAUGACUAACAUUACAUUCAUUAUUCCGUUCACCUCUCAAACACAUCUCUCAACCUGUAAAACUACAUCAUUAAAAACUCUUUUGUCAAUGCA